Molecule: messenger RNA, 3550 nt
Organism: Phlebotomus argentipes
Lineage: Eukaryota; Metazoa; Arthropoda; Insecta; Diptera; Psychodidae
Gene: Gprk1
Product: G protein-coupled receptor kinase 1
Exons: 8
Coding region: 336-2465 (709 amino acids)
Biological process (GO): protein phosphorylation; regulation of signal transduction; G protein-coupled receptor signaling pathway
Molecular function (GO): G protein-coupled receptor binding; ATP binding; G protein-coupled receptor kinase activity
Source: RefSeq, a predicted model, not a curated record
UUUUGUGCGUGCAGCUUUGCCAAGAAGUGCUAACCGGUGUUGAGUGUUCCCAAGCCACACGACAGUUCUCGAUGAUGUCCUCAGAGCAGAACGCGAGCCACGCGUAGGCGAGCGUGUGUGCGAAAAAGUGUGGUGAAAAAAGUGAGUUUGCGAGUGCGAGGCAAGGGAACUUGGGUUCACUUCGCAGGCUGUGGGGCGCUUCGCGGGCCUGGUGUGGCUCAGUGGGUGUUCGCGUGGCCACAGAGGGUGACUUUGGGCGGGCGUGCGAGGCGGCUGUGGGGCGCCGCGGCGCCAAUCGAUUCUCGGCCAACUAGAGCAGGAGCCAGCGGACAAAAAUGGCGGACCUCGAGGCAGUGCUGGCGGAUGUGAGCUACUUGAUGGCGAUGGAGAAGUCCAAGUCCGCCCCGGCGGCGCGGGCCAGCAAGAAGAUCAUCCUGCCGGACCCCAGCGUCCGCAGUGUAAUGCACAAGUACUUGGAGAAGGAGAACGAGAUUAGCUUCGAUAAGAUCUUCAAUCAGAUCCUUGGCUACUUGCUGUUCAAAGACUUCUGCGAGAAUGUGUCUGAAGAGCCGGUGCCGCACCUGAAAUUCUAUGAGCAGAUCAAGAACUAUGAGAAAACUGAGUGCCAUGAUGAGAGGCGAAAGCUGGCGCGGGAGAUUUAUGAUAAUUUCAUAAUGAAGGAAAUGCUAUCGCAUACUCAUGAAUAUUCUAAAGAAGCUGUGUCACAUGUUCAGAAAUAUUUAAUGAAGAAUGAGGUGCCAGUCAACUUGUUUGAGCCGUACAUUGAGGAGAUAUUCCAUCACUUGCGCGGGGAGCCUUUUGUGAAGUUCCUCGAGAGUGAGAAGUACACGAGAUUCUGUCAAUGGAAGAAUCUCGAGCUCAACAUUCAGCUGACGAUGAAUGACUUCAGCGUGCACAGGAUCAUCGGCAGGGGUGGCUUCGGUGAGGUGUACGGCUGUCGCAAGGCCGACACGGGCAAGAUGUAUGCCAUGAAGUGUUUGGACAAGAAGCGCAUCAAGAUGAAGCAAGGUGAGACGCUGGCACUCAAUGAGCGCACAAUGCUGUCUCUCGUGAGCACGGGCAUCGAUUGUCCCUUCAUUGUGUGCAUGACGUAUGCCUUUCACACCACGGACAAGCUCUGCUUCAUCCUGGACCUGAUGAAUGGCGGCGAUCUGCACUACCAUCUGUCGCAGCACGGCGUCUUCAAUGAGAGCGAGAUGAAGUUCUACGCGGCGGAGGUGAUUCUGGGCCUGGAGCACAUGCACAAGCGCUACAUUGUGUAUCGUGACCUGAAGCCGGCCAAUAUCUUGCUGGAUGAGAAUGGGCACAUCCGGAUAUCGGAUCUGGGCUUGGCAUGUGACUACUCCAAGAAGAAGCCGCACGCGUCCGUGGGCACGCACGGCUACAUGGCGCCGGAAGUGCUGUCGAAGGGCACGCCGUACGACUCGAGUGCCGACUGGUUCAGCUUUGGGUGCAUGCUGUACAAGCUGCUGAAGGGUCACUCGCCCUUUAGGCAGCACAAGACCAAGGACAAGCACGAGAUUGACCGCAUGACGCUGACGAUGAAUGUGGAGCUUCCGGAGUCGUUCAGCAAGGAGCUGCGCAAUCUGCUCGAGAGUCUGCUGCACAGAGAUGUUGACAAGAGGCUGGGAUGCCGCGGCAAAGGGGCGGAAGAGGUGAAGGAGCAUCCCUUCUUCACGGGCAUAGACUGGCAUCAGGUGUACAUUCAGAAGUACACGCCGCCAUUGAUUCCGCCGCGCGGCGAAGUCAAUGCGGCUGAUGCAUUCGAUAUUGGGUCAUUCGACGAAGAGGACACGAAGGGUAUUAAGCUAACAGAGGCAGAUCAGGAUCUCUACCGAUACUUUCCAUUGACCAUAUCAGAGAGAUGGCAACAAGAAGUGGCAGAGACUGUGUUCGAGACGGUGAACAAUGAGGCGGACAAGGUGGAGAACAAGAAGAAGGCGAAGCAGAAGCAGCGCUUCGAUGCCGAUGAGAAGGAUUCCGACUGCAUUCUGCACGGCUAUAUUAAGCGAUUAGGCGGUGCUUUCGCCUCUGUUUGGCAGACACGCUACGCAAAGCUGUAUCCCAAUCGACUGGAAUUGCACUCGGAGAGCGGAAGCACAAAGCCAGAACUGAUUUUUAUGGACCAAAUAGAGGAAGUCUCAUCAGAUUACGUGCAAUACAAAAAUGAGCAAUGUAUACAAAUUCGCUUUCGCGAUGGAAUUCGCGACGGUCGAAUAGUCUUGACGAAUCCAGAUGAAAUUGGACUGAAGGAGUGGGCUUUGUCACUGCGAUCGGCGCACAAGUUGUCACAAGAAUUGCUCGGCUCCAUGGCGAAGAAGGCGGGCAAGAUUUACGGCACGGAGCGUGAUAUCAGUGCCGCGGCGUCGGCCAACAAAGCGGCAAUCAUUUCCGGCCAUGUGUCCGGAAAUGCGUUCACGAAGAGCACUAAUGGAUCCAACUAGCGGUUACUUUUACGAUCUCGUUCCUGUUUCAUAGAGACGAGUCGUUUGAAAGAUGCCUCAGCCAAGUUAAAGUGUAAGGAUACAUGAAAAGGUGGAAUUUCUGUUCAACAAGGAUUCUUUUGAGCGCGUCUCUCAACUUUCCAUCGAUUGAUUUUUCUUUUUCUAUAUCCAUGUGAGACUUUUUCUAAGUGUUUUUCUACUUAAAAACAACAUUUUAAAAAAGAAACCCAGUGAAAUUCCUGCGUCUACUAAACAGAGUGAAAGAGAGAAGAAAAGGAUGAAGAAAAAAAACGGAUAUUUGACAUAAUAACAUAAAGUAUUUAAAUUGUUGGCAAAUGUUAAUUGUUUUGUCCACAAAAUGCGGAGGAAGAUUGAACUUUUGGUGUUUUGUGGGCAGAACAAUUCUAUUGAUGAUUAAAUAAUGUUAUAAAGAAGAUGCUUAGCAUUUAGUAAUUGAAGGAGAAAAUGAAGAAAAAAAAUUAGUGUUGAAGGCAAAGAAGAAACAUAAGGAUAAUAACGAACCUCAAUGUGCGGAUUUUUAUACGUGUAUUUUAUCUCUUUUUCUUUGGGUUUAUGACAACUUUUACCGUGAUUGGUGACAAAAACUUUUAACACAUAAUAGCGUUUAUAUACUCAAAGAGAGAUACAAACAAACAAAAGAAAAUAAUAGAGAUGAAUUUUGUAGCGAUGAUGGAAGAAAAAAAUAGUGACAAUUCUUGACAUUGUCAGUAGAGUUUUGUGCCAAAAGUCAUUUGAUUUGCAUUCCAUUCUUACUAACAUUGAUUUCAAACAUUGAAUACUGGACAAUCCUGCAGGCCCGAAUUUUGCUAAAUGGUUUUACAGUCGUCACUUCAUUACAUGCGUGUUUUCAAUUAAUGAUGAAGAUGUAGGAGAAAGAAGUAACAUUUAUAAAUGGACAGAGAGAGAGAGAAAAUGAUGAAGUAAGCGAUUAAUAUAAGAAAUUAGCUAAAUGAAAAAGAAAACAGUGUAUAUGCAAAAUAUGCUAAACUUCCAGAUGAAAGAAGAAGAAAAAAAAGAAAACCAUGAAAAUUACACAAAAAAUAUAGAUAUAUUGUGUCAAUUUU